GGGUGGCCUGGAGCCAAGGUCCUCCUCCUCCUCCUCCUGCUGCUCCCUUCGCUUUCUGGGAAAGCGAAGAUGGCGGCCAGAGGUUUGCAAAAAGUGGGGGCCCUGCGGAAUCGGGGCCCUUUCCUGACCCCUUGGAGCCACUUCGGAGCCCGGGAUUAUUCUAAAGAUGGCGAAAGCAGCUGGUUCCGCUCCCUUUUCGUCCACAAAGUCGAUCCGCGCAAAGACGCACAUUCAAAUCUCCUCUCCAAGAAAGAGACCAACCACCUCUACAAGAUCCAAUUCCACAACGUGAAGCCCGAGUGCUUGGACGCCUACAACGGCCUGACGGAGCAGGUCCUUCCGAAGCUCCACUCAGACGCAGAUUACCCUUGCGACCUGGUGGGGAACUGGAAUACAUGGUACGGCGAGCAGGACCAGGCAGUGCAUCUCUGGCGGUUUUCGGGUGGUUACCCGGCCCUCAUGGAUUGCAUGAACAAGCUGAAACAGAACCAGGAAUACCUUGAAUUCCGGAAAGAGAGGAGCAAAAUGCUGCUUUCCCGGAGGAACCAGCUUCUGUUGGAGUUCAGCUUUUGGAACGAGCCGCUGCCCCGCUCCGGACCCAACAUCUACGAACUCCGGACAUACAAGCUGAAGCCUGGGACCAUGAUUGAAUGGGGGAAUAACUGGGCGCGGGCCAUCAAGCACCGCCAGGAGAACCAGGAAGCAGUGGGCGGCUUUUUCUCCCAAAUCGGGGAGCUGUACAUCGUCCAUCACUUGUGGGCCUAUAGGGACCUGCAGUCGCGCGAGGAAACCAGGAACGCUGCAUGGAGGAAGCGUGGGUGGGACGAGAAUGUUUACUAUACAGUGCCUUUGGUCCGGAGCAUGGAGUCCCGCAUCAUGAUCCCCUUGAAGAUCUCCCCGCUGCAGUGACGCUGUCGCCAUUCGCACCCGGCGCCGAAAUGCACAAACCUUGCUCUCGUAAUCAUUCCUGGCCGACUCUCCUCUCCUCCGCAUAUCCUCCUUCAAUGCAAAGUGUGACGAUGCUUUAGGGCCAGAGAUGCCCAAAUGUUUAAACCUCUGGGUUUUUGGACUACAACAUCCAGAAGCCUCAGCUGCCAAUAGCCAGUGUCCAGGAAUCCUGGGAGUUGUAGUCCAAAAUGCCUGGAGACCAUUGGGACCAAAUUGCAAGGGACUUUAAAAAGUCCGUAUGGCGCAAAUCCUCGUUUCCUUCGCCUUCUUCUCUGUGAGAAAAAUCUGAAUUCAUAGGAACGCCUCCCUGGCGGGUUUCCCAUCAUUGACCUAAUGAUGACACGAGUUUGAUUGACGGGGCAGGGACCACACACUUUGAUAGGGAAAACGCAGUUCGUCUUUCCUGGCGCGACGCCGUCCAUCUUGUGUGGCGGCACAUGACGCAACGAUUGAUAAUAAAUGUUAAUAAUGAAUGCUCUCCUUUCGAGGGACUGUGUAAACUUGCAACUGUGAUUAAAAAUAUAUUUAAUAUACUGUA
Sceloporus undulatus (fence lizard) is the source of this 1486-nucleotide messenger RNA. RefSeq names its product nipsnap homolog 1 (gene NIPSNAP1). Lineage: Eukaryota; Metazoa; Chordata; Lepidosauria; Squamata; Phrynosomatidae. Bases 70 to 909 code for a protein of 279 amino acids. The record is from RefSeq and is a predicted model, not a curated record. The transcript has 10 exons. Gene Ontology annotation, cellular component: mitochondrion.